Zingiber officinale is the source of this 444-nucleotide messenger RNA. RefSeq names its product 3-hydroxyisobutyryl-CoA hydrolase 1-like. NCBI's taxonomy places the organism in Eukaryota, Viridiplantae, Streptophyta, Magnoliopsida, Zingiberales, Zingiberaceae. Bases 88 to 417 code for a protein of 109 amino acids. Gene Ontology annotation, biological process: L-valine catabolic process. The transcript has 4 exons. Gene Ontology annotation, molecular function: 3-hydroxyisobutyryl-CoA hydrolase activity. The record is from RefSeq and is a predicted model, not a curated record.
CCUCUAUAAAACGCGAUCAUCAUCACCUUUACUAACACAAUAUAGACACUGCACGACCUUUUUUCUCGUUUGCUUUGUUGAGUAGACAUGGCUCCAAAUAGGCCUUCAAAUUACGAGGAUGAUCAGGUUUUGGUGGAAGGAAACUCUCAUGUGAAGACAGUGAUAUUAAAUAGGCCCCUAAAAUUGAAUGCCCUGAACUAUCAAAUGGUUUUGCAAUUGUCGGAGGAGUUCCAGAAGUUGGAAAAUGAUCCUGCUGUUGGGUUGGUAAUUGUAAAGGCAAAUGGAAAAGUAUUUUGUGUGGGAGGAGAUGUUAUUGAAUGCUAUCGUUACUCGCUCACAGGUAUUAUUCAAAACGGUUAUAUUAAUUAUCUGGAAGCUUAUGUGAUAUUGUAUUAUUCAUUUUUAUCUGAAAUUUGAUACGAGCAACUAAUUGUUAACCUAAAU